AUGUCCAACGGUCAUGUCAUAAAUACUAAACCUAGACCCAAGUUUGGACACCUUGACAACUCUGGACACAACAAUGGACACCUUGACAACUCUGGACACAACAAUGGACACCUUGACAACUCUGGACACAACAAUGGACACCUUGACAACUCUGGACACAACAAUGGACACCUUGACAACUCUGGACACAACAAUGGACACCUUGACAACUCUGUACACAACAAUGGACACCUUGACAACUCUGGACACAACAAUGGACACCUUGACAACUCUGGACACAACAAUGGACACCUUGACAACUCUGGACACAACAAUGGACACCUUGACAACUCUGGACACAACAAUGGACACCUUGACAACUCUGGACACAACAAUGGACACCUUGACAACUCUGUACACAACAAUGGGAUCCACCUUGACAACUCUGGAACAACAAUGGACACCUUGACAACUCUGUACACAACAAUGGACACCUUGACAACUCUGGACACAACAAUGGGCACCUUGACAACUCUGGACACAACAAUGGACACCUUGACAACUCUGGACACAACAAUGGACACCUUGACAACUCUGGACACAACAAUGGACACCUUGACAACUCUGGACACAACAAUGGACACCUUGACAACUCUGUACACAACAAUGGACACCUUGACAACUCUGGACACAACAAUGGACACCUUGACAACUAUGGACACAACAAUGACACCUUGA
This is a messenger RNA of Pecten maximus, 717 nucleotides long. RefSeq names its product probable serine/threonine-protein kinase fhkB. The transcript has 2 exons. The record is from RefSeq and is a predicted model, not a curated record. NCBI's taxonomy places the organism in Eukaryota, Metazoa, Mollusca, Bivalvia, Pectinida, Pectinidae. The coding region runs from base 1 to 717 and encodes 238 amino acids.